GCAUCUCUAGCAGAUCCCGCAAACGCGCCCUGCAUCGCCUCUAUGCGGUUUUUGGCCAAAAAAUGGACCAGGGUAGAUCCCGCAUAGCCGCCAAAACCGCAAAUUUCGAUGCAGGGGCCGCCAUCCGCGUCGCCCAAAACCGCACAAAAGCAGUUUUUGGUGCCCUAUGCAGGCCGGUCUGCAUCGCGUGCGAGGCGUCGGUGCGAAGGGAAAAAACUCGCGCGAAGGAACUUUCAGUCGCCCCCUUCCGCGAGCAGCGCCGCCGCCGCCGCGCGCCGCCGCAGAUCUCGGCACGUCCGACCUCGCCCCAGCGUAGGAGCGCCUAGCCGGCUCGCCGCACGGAAUCGCCGCUCGCGGGUGGCCGUCGGCGACCCAAUCGAGCGAAUCCCGCCCGCGAUUCGAGCGCCGCCGCCCGAGAUUCGAGCGCCGCCGCCCGCGAUUCGAGCGCCGCCGCCGUCGCAAGAUGCCGUUGAGCCCCGCGGCGCUGUUUUUAAUGGAGGAUUCAUCGGACUCCUCCGACUCCGAUAUGGACGAGCUGCUCGACGACGACAUGGAGGACACAGUGGUGCUUGUCGCCGUGAAGGAGCUCGCGGACAGGCAGAAGAAGGUGCGGGGCGGCUCGAAGGUCGGCCGCCUUUGCAUUCCACGCAACCGCAAGCUCGGCAACGACCUGUUGAUGCGCGAUUACUUCGCCGAGGUACCGACAUAUCCUCCUCAUCUUUUUCGCCGCCGGUACCGAAUGCGGCGAUCUCUUUUCAACAAAAUUGUGCGAACUUGCGAGACAAAUACUCGCUAUUUCAAGCGCAAGCGCAAUGCCGCCGGAUUGUUAGGUUUCAGCGCGCAUCAAAAGAUCUCCGCGGUCAUGCGGAUAUUAGCUUACGGCAUCCCGGCCGAUUACGCCGAUGAGUAUCUUCGCAUUGGUGAAGAUACAUCAAUGGAAUCUGUCCGGCGGUUUUGCAAAGUGAUGAUUCGUAUGUAUGGCCCUGUUUAUUUGCGAGCCCCCAAUGAACAAGACACGGUGAGGCUGAUGGCACAAAAUGAGGCUCGAGGUUGGCCGGGAAUGCUAGGCAGCAUAGAUUGUAUGCAUUGGACAUGGAAGAAUUGCCCGAAGGCAUACCAGGGCAUAUAUUGUGGCAAAAGCCAUGAUCCAACAAUUAUUCUUGAGGCUGUUGCCUCUGAGGAUCUAUGGAUUUGGCAUUGCUUUUUUGGUUUGCCGGGUUCUCUCAAUGAUAUCAAUGUGCUGCAUAGGUCUCAUCUUCUUGCCCGGCUAGCUAGUGGUGAUGCCCCGGCUUGCAACUACACCGUCAAUGGCCAUGAUUACACAAUGGGUUAUUACCUUGCCGAUGGCAUAUACCCGGAGUGGUCAACAUUUGUGAAAACAAUCAGAAAUCCUCUUAGUAGAGCUGAAUCUGAAUUUGCAAAAGCACAAGAGGCAGCCCGAAAGGACAUUGAGAGAGCUUUCGGUGUUUUGCAAGCUAGGUUUGCAAUUGUGAGAGGUCCCAGUAGGUUUUGGGACAAAGAGACCCUCAAGGAUAUCAUGACAACUUGUGUAAUUCUUCACAACAUGAUUAUCGAAGAUGAGAGGGAUUUGAACUUGGAGUUCUUCUUUGACAAUGUCGGCACUAGGGUGAAGCCAGCCCGAAAUCCGGAUCAAAUUGAAGCAUUUCUUGAGACAUACCGCAACAUUGAGAAUGCGGGAUCUCACAAGCAACUCCAGGAAGAUCUGAUUCAGCAUCAUUGGAUGAGGCAUGGUGGCCAUUGAUGAACAUUUUUCACAUUUAUUUGAUGUAUGAUUCAAACAUUCAUUUGUAUUUGUAAUAAUUUGUUUAAUUAUUUGGAUUUGAACUCUUGUUGUAAUAUGGAUUAUUGUUGUAUUGUGUGCUGUUCAGAACUAUGAAUUAUUAUGUUUUAUUCUGUUAUAUUAUGCAUUAGAAAUAAACUAGGUUGAAUAGAAAUGUUGAAAUGUGCAAAAACCCUGUUUUGCAGUCUAGUA
Messenger RNA from Lolium perenne, 1993 nucleotides. Its product is annotated as protein ALP1-like. The record is from RefSeq and is a predicted model, not a curated record. NCBI's taxonomy places the organism in Eukaryota, Viridiplantae, Streptophyta, Magnoliopsida, Poales, Poaceae.